AUGGCUGUUGCACCUAACAACAAGGCAAUUUUAGAAGUGAUCACAAAUUCAGCAUUAAAGGAUGCCAAAAAGACUUUUGAUGAUUGGGCAAAAACUUAUGAAGAGGUAUGUUGUACUUUUUAGAAAAAUUAAAGAGGCUCUCUUAGGGGGUGUAUGUAUGUCCCUAGUCUGAAUUUGAAAUAUGGUCAUUUCGCACUUUGAGGCGUAGGCCAUGUCCCUGUCGGUAAUUAACCCAUCUCAGUAUACCAUUUAUUGCCAUUUCAUCUAAUCUUAUGGCACUGUCUCAAGGUCAUGUUGCUGGUCAAUUUCACCCUAACAGCUCCAAAAGUCAGAACUGGCUGGCCGGACCACUGCCAGACUGGUCGUUUUGAAAAUGAAAUAGGCUUUUUGCAAAGAGUUUUUGCUAAAAAACCAUCUCCUUCGUGCAUACUAUUUAGGAUCUGACUGAUCUAGCUAGAUAGUUUUGUUUAAAAGUGAAAUUUUCAUUACGAUGGGAAUGACUUGACUGGUCAGUUCUGACAAAUGGAAGGCACCCUUACUCUUACCAAUGCCAUGAAUACCACCCACUACAAGUAGAAGUUUUAUUCUGAUUACUCAUUGGCUUAAAGGGUUAAUAUUAUAAUUGAUUGUCACUCUACCCAUGCCAGUAGCCAGUAGCCUAGCUUUUUUAAAGAACAAAAGGUAAUCUACUUGUACAGAGAUACCAACCUCUGGAGAUCUCAAAUCUGGAGACUUUUGCUCCUGUUCCUAAAUAUAUAUACACCACCCCAUCCCCAACCCCUACUCAAUACUAAUAGACACAAUCCCCAUCAAUGAUAAGAUGGGUAUGCUUUAAAGGACAUUAUAAUCACUUACUUUGAUGUGAAGUAAAGAGACCAUCAAAAGUGGUGUCCAAGACUGUAAUGAGGCAAAAUAAACUUAGUAAACAGUCAAAACCUGCUUAAAGGACACCCGCUUAAGACAGACACCUUUUUAUUAUAGACAGUUUGCUUUGUCCUUGGGGAAAGAAAGAAAGCCCUUACAUUUUCUCUAAAUUCAACCCUUUUUAACCCUUUAAGCCCCAGUAUCCACAAACAAAUUCUCCAAACUGAUCUCCAUACAUUUCCUUCACGAAUAAGUUGAGAGAAUUUGAUAAAAGAUCAAAGCAUUUUUACUUGGGUGAUCAUUUUAAUAAUUCUCAUAACUUAUCUGUUGACAGUGUAUGGAUAUUGUUAGGAGAAAAUAGAUCUUGGUCACUAUUGGGACUUAAAGGGUUAAUAAUAUGGACACCCAGUCAAUAGGGACACUUUCUGUGGCCUCCUCAGUGUUCGUAUUAAUGGGGUUUGACUGUAAUAGUGAUGAAAUAGUUUUGCUAUAAUACUGUCUAUACUAUUUUUUUUUUUACCUUUUAGGAUACAAACAAACUUGGUUACAAAGGGCAUGUCCUGUGUGUUGAGGCUUUCAAUAAAGCCAUGUGGUCUAAAGACAUUUUCCCUGAAGCUAACAAGGAUAUCAAAAUCCUUGAUGCUGGGGCCGGCACAGGAAUCAUUGGUGAAAUGCUGGUGCAGCAAGGUUAUAGGAACAUUGACGCGUUGGACAUUUCUGAAGAAAUGUUGAAUUUAGCAAAACAGAGGAAUGUUUACAAGCGAUAUAUCUGUGCUGCAUUGAGUGACAUCCCCAUUGAUGACAUACAGACUGGCGAGUAUGAUGUAACACUGUGUGCAGGUACUAUAGUCUAUGGACAAGCAAAGCCGGUAGCGCUGGAUGAGUGUGUCCGUCAUGUAAGACCAGGUAAUACAAGAAUGUCUCUCUUUGCUUCUUGUCACUAGGGACAUCACAUCCCUAGUGGCAAGGAGUGGGGGAGAUUGCUGUUUUUGUUGGUUAGAAUACAUUAGGCUCUCAACAGGCCAUUGAAAACCUACUUUAGGUAGAGAGGAGGAAGUGGAGUUGACCUUCACAUGGCUCAGAUCAUGACUAUAUCAUGACUAAGAAAAUAGUAAUGGUUUUGUAUCCAGAAGAAACCUAAAAACUGCUAAAUACAUUGACCAACGGUUCCUCCAGUCUUGAAGUCUUGAAAUUUACAAAGCAGUUUUGCAGGCCUGGACAUAGUUUGCAAUGUCCGCCAUCUCCGCCCAUCACGAUCUGCCCCGUGCUUCCCACGGGUUACCACUUAGGGGGUGGAGAAAGCUGACAUUUCAAACUAACCUGGAGACGGUCUUGAAAAUAAAGAUUUUUUUUAUAGUAAAAUUUUAUUUAAAUGUAAUCUUGUCUGUACCCAAAACAUUUAAUCACAGAAUGAGAAGUUUCAGAACUCACUGCGUAUGCCGGCACUGUUCCUUUUUUAAACACUAUGUUUGCAAUGCAUCAUGGAAAAAGUUCUGUUGACUGAUGUUUUCUGUCAAUCACUAGUUUAAUCACCUUGUCUCUGAAAAAAAAAUUUUUUUAUUUCGAAAAAAAGUGUGGAAAAUAUUGCCUAAAGUGGGCUAGGCAUUCAUUUUCCACCAACUUUUUGUCCAGCAUGGUUUUUAAUCUUCUGUUGCUGGUCUUUCCCUAGGUGGUCUAUUUAUUUUUUCCAUACGUGCAGACUCAUUUGAUCCUGUUGAACUUGGUUACCGCACCAAAUUUGAGGAAAUGGAGAAAGCAGGAAGAUGGAGUCUCGUAAACAGAGAGCAGCGAGAACUAUACACCCAUCCCCAUAAUGAGAGCAUUAGGAACUGUUACUUGAUCACUUACAAAGUGCUCAAGAACUGA
This is a messenger RNA of Porites evermanni, 2730 nucleotides long. Lineage: Eukaryota; Metazoa; Cnidaria; Anthozoa; Scleractinia; Poritidae. The record is from the annotation of a GenBank genome assembly.